Trematomus bernacchii (emerald rockcod) is the source of this 3765-nucleotide messenger RNA. RefSeq names its product calcium channel, voltage-dependent, gamma subunit 2a (gene cacng2a). Gene Ontology annotation, biological process: positive regulation of synaptic transmission, glutamatergic; calcium ion transmembrane transport; regulation of AMPA receptor activity. Gene Ontology annotation, cellular component: AMPA glutamate receptor complex; voltage-gated calcium channel complex; postsynaptic density membrane. Gene Ontology annotation, molecular function: voltage-gated calcium channel activity; channel regulator activity. Lineage: Eukaryota; Metazoa; Chordata; Actinopteri; Perciformes; Nototheniidae. Bases 1325 to 2311 code for a protein of 328 amino acids. The record is from RefSeq and is a predicted model, not a curated record. The transcript is spliced from 4 exons.
GCAGCGGCAGCAGCGGCAGCAGCGGCAGCAGCGGCAGUAUCCUCUUCUCAACACGGAAGAAGCAUCCUCAGCUGCAGCGGCGCCCACACCGACUCCUCGUCCUCCUUCUGCCGGCUCUAUGUCGAGUGAUGGUCGGCUUGCCUUGCUGGAUGCUCCCCGCUCUCUCCGGAUCGUCGACGACCGAACCUCCUCUGACCGCAGACCCCCAUUUUCGGCGGAAACCUUCCCAGAGCUAUAGGGCUACAUAUGGAAACUGGGGAUCAAAAUUUUAGGAAAAAGAUAAAUCUACGCGGUUAUUUUUUUUAGGUUUUUAUCGGUUUCUAGGUGGGGGUUUUUGUGUGUGUUUUUUUUAAAAGCCUGCUAAUUAAUUAAUUAAUUAAUUUGUUGAGCCUUGAUUUGCUCAUUCCACCGUGUGAAGGGUUGUGAGAAGCGUGAUAUUUUCUUUGAACCCCACAAUAGGUCGUUAUAAAACACCCUGGGAAUCGCUUUUAUUUCCCCUCGACAGGACUUGAAUCUGCCCAUUUGUUUGCUCUCUUUUGUUUCCACUAAUAUGAUAGAUUUCCCUGCCGUCCUUCGUUUCCCUCCCCACUUUAUUAUCUCGUUGAUUUACCCCCUUUUUGACGAACAAAACACAUUAGAAUAAUAAUAUUAUUACUAAUUGUUAAGGUAGCUUUGGAUUUAGUUGUACUUCUUAAUUCUAAAUGUUAUAACCUCUGACUGUAACUCACUGUAACAGACAUAUUGAACUGUUGUACUGUAAAUCUGCCAUUACUCUAACCCCCUCCAACCAUCUCUGUACUCUAUUCGAGCUCAUGUUAAUUCAGCUCGGUGCUCAGCUGUAACCUUUUCAAGUACAGAAACAGGAUUUUCUUUCUUUUCUUGUGCAGGCCUGCAGAGAAUAAACCUCAGUUUGGUUUGUCUCACUUCCAUUUUUAGGCUGGGCCAAUAUAAGCUUUAGGAGAUAAUUAAUCCUUUAAAGCUCAGUGUUAUUCUCCAUACAUCUGCAGCUGUAGGCCUGCUGAGGUGCUGUCAUCCUCUGCAUACCUACUUUUUUAAUCUAAUAUAAGGUGUAAAAGUAAGAACAAAUAGAGAGGAGAGACAUCAUUGCCUCUUCCUCUUCACCCCCCUAAACCUCCAUCCUCCUCCGUUUUUCUCUUGUUUUGGUCCUCACCCAAACGCAACCAUAAGGUUCCUACCGCAUCCUCCUCCUCCUUCUUCCCUCUCCUUCCGCUCGAGUAUAUCCCGUUUUUUCGGUUUGGUUUGGUCCCGCAAAUUUUCAAAUAUUUACUUCCUGUACAUCAAGAGGAAAGGGGGUCCCCCUUUCAUGGAAUGCGGAAACAUGGGUCUGUUCGACCGCGGAGUCCAGAUGCUGCUGACCACGGUGGGAGCCUUCGCGGCCUUCAGCCUCAUGACCAUCGCGGUCGGCACGGACUACUGGCUGUACUCCCGCGGCGUCUGCAGGCCCAAGUCCAUGAGCGAGAACGAGACCAGCAAAAAGAACGAGGAGGUGAUGACCCACUCGGGUCUGUGGAGGACGUGCUGCUUGGAAGGAAACUUAAAAGGGAUGUGUAAACAGAUAGACCACUUUCCUGAGGAAACAGAUUACCAAGCGGACACAUCUGAGUACUUCUUACGUGCGGUGCGAGCCUCCAGCAUCUUCCCCAUCCUCAGUGUCAUCCUGCUCUUCAUGGGAGGCCUGUGUAUAGCUGCCAGUGAGUUCUACAAGGCGCGCCAUAACAUCAUCCUCAGCGCAGGAAUCUUCUUUGUGUCUGCAGGCCUGAGCAACAUCAUCGGGAUCAUUGUGUACAUAUCAGCCAACGCGGGGGACCCUUCAAAAAGCGACUCGAAGAAGAACAGCUACUCUUACGGCUGGUCCUUCUACUUCGGUGCCCUCUCCUUCAUCAUGGCUGAGAUGGUGGGCGUUUUGGCCGUGCACAUGUUCAUCGACCGGCAUCGACAGCUCCGAAUAGGGGCGCGUGCAGCCGACUACCUCCAAGGCUCGGCCAUAACGCGAAUCCCAAGCUACCGCUACCGCUACAGGCGUCGCUCGCGCUCCUCCUCCCGCUCCACAGACCCCUCACACUCCCGUGACACCUCGCCUGUGGGCCUCAAGGGCUUCAGCGCGCUGCCAUCCACGGAGAUCUCCAUGUACACGCUUCCCCGGGACACCCUCAAGUCCUCCGGCACGCCCACCGCCACCUACAACUCGGAGAGGGACCACACCUUCCUGCAAGUCCACAACUCCAUCCAGAAGGACCUGAAAGACUCGAGCCAGACCAACACAGCGAACCGCCGCACCACGCCGGUAUGAGGGAGUCGACACAGGCCAGCGGAGAGCGGGAGACACGGGAACCCCUGUGGGUGCAGUCCGCCCCAGGAGAAGAUGGAUUUCCAUGUUUAUAGACAUUUGUUCUUUUUGUUCAGCUGCAUGACUUUUCCAUUACCAUUGUUGAGAGGGCUUCAACAAUCUGCUGUGUCCCUGGAUUGAAUGGCAGAACAGUGAGAAUGGGUCAGAGUGUGAGAUCUGUCAUUUUUUGCGCAGGGUUUGUUUAUGAGGUUUUUGGGCACUGAAAGGGAGGGCGGGAGGGCAUUUAUGAGAUAACGAUUUCAUGAUUUCAUUGCCAUUUGGUUUGACACUUUUGCCCCACAUGUUUGGUUGUCAACAUGUCAAGCUCCCCCUCAGCAAGCCAACUGCUCAGAUAUACACCUCCUUUAUUUAUUGACUCAUUUGUUCAUUUUUUGCAUUAAAACUGUGAAUUGUUACAGUUUGGGAUUCAGUAAGAAUUAGUCCAAUCUGUAAUCUCUAACAAAGGUACUAUAUAUAUAUGUAUUACUUUUAUAAAUAAAUUAUUACGUUAAUAAUCAAGAGUUACAGACUUUACCGAAGCAAAAAACAAAAAAAAAACAAGUUAACUUAACCAAGUGCUGUUGGUAAGAUGAGAAAUGACUCUUUUAGUAUCUGUUCAUUUGAAGGUUGAGAACAAGAGGAGGGGCUUCAGGUGGCAGCAGUACACGGCGACUGAUGCCACCAGAGGCAGGUACAGACAGUCAACAGUAGAAUAAUAUCUAUUCUUUUAAUAGAACCUUCUCGUCUUUUUCUCAGUCCCUGUUCACUUUCUUUUUUUGGGGGGUCGUAACGGGAGACUUGAACCCCUUAACAGAAAGAGCCAACCAAAGGGGUCAAAGUUCACAAAGACUCCAAACACGACUUCAACAAAAAAAAAAAAGGAAGGAGCAGAGGGAAGGAAAAGAAGAGGACGCCAAACACAAAAAUAAAAACAAGUUAAAUAUGAAAUAGUACAAGAAAAGCUAAGUGACAAUUUUCAGAAAUUAAAUGCAUGCUAUAAAAUUACAGCAAAUCUGCUCUUGAGAAACUUAAGUUUUAAAAGUUAAUUAUUAUAAGGGGAAAAAAAGCAAAGACGCUAAAAUUUAAAGUAUUAAUGUUUUCAUGUGUGUUUUUCUUAUUUUUUAUUUAUUUAGUUCAUUUUAUCUUAUUGCUUUUGUGAGACAAACCAAACAAUCUACAUUGAACAAAACUGCUUUUUUAAAUGGUUUGGUUGAUUGAUUUAUAAAUAUAUAAAUAUAUGUAUGUAUGUAUUUUAUUUUUAAAACUCACACAGCCUUAGUCAUUUCUUUGUUUCUUUUGAUUUUUAAUGUGUUGUUCAAUUUAAAAUGAUUCUUUAAAGGUGCCAAAACCGAAUGAUCCUAUACUUGGAUGCAUCAAGUCCUGAUGAAUAAAAUACGAACCCUAGGGGGAACAAAUCA